Messenger RNA from Arachis duranensis, 1148 nucleotides. RefSeq names its product strigolactone esterase D14. NCBI's taxonomy places the organism in Eukaryota, Viridiplantae, Streptophyta, Magnoliopsida, Fabales, Fabaceae. The transcript has 2 exons. The record is from RefSeq and is a predicted model, not a curated record. Bases 127 to 960 code for a protein of 277 amino acids.
CCUUAUCUAUAAAUUGGCAUGGCAAGUAGUACAAGCCAAACAAAGAAAAUAAGCACAGGGAUUUUAUUCUCCUACAAAAACUUUGUGCUUUCUUGUUAUUACUGAAGGACAUAGAGACAACAGAGCAUGGCGACACCAAAAACGGCACUUUCAGCGUUAUUGAAGACCAGAAUUGAAGGUAGUGGGAGCGAGACCAUAGUGUUUUGUCAUGGCUAUGGAACGGACCAAUCCAUUUGGGACAAAGUGGUUCCCAUAUUAGCUCAAAAUUACCGUGUUGUUGUCUUUGAUUGGCCAUUUGCUGGAUCAGUAAAAGAUCAGAAGCUUUACGACCCUCUAAAGUACUCUUCCUUUGAAGCUUUUGGUGAUGAUUUGAUCACUCUACUGACUGAAAUUGGCAUCAAAUCUGCCACUUUCGUUGGCCAUUCCAUGUCCGGCAUGAUCGGUUGCAUUGCCUCUCUCAAAAGGCCUGACCUCUUUAAGCGCCUUGUUCUUGUUUGUGCUUCCCCAAGGUUUCUAAAUUCAGAUGAUUUCGAGGGAGGGUUUAAGAACUCAGAUGUGGAGCAAUUAAUCUCGGUGAUGGAGAACAACUAUGAAGAGUUUGCUUCUCAUUUCGCGUCGAUGAUAGCAGAUACAGCUAACAGUGAAAAUGUUGCGACCGUGGAAAAGUACAAGAAAGGCUUAAUCAAAAUGGGAGCUGAAGUGGCGCUGCCAUUAGCCAAGACUGUGUUCUACAGUGAUUACAGAGAAUUACUUGACAAAGUUGAAACUCCAUGCACAAUCAUACAGACCACUAAUGACAAGGCUGUUCCUCGCAGCGUAGCACUCUACAUGCAGAACAAGAUCAAAGGGGAAGCCACUUUGGAGAUCAUACACACUGAUGGCCAUUUUCCUCAGCUUACUUCUCACCUUAAGUUUAUUGAGGUUUUAAAGGCUACUCUCGACUCUGAUGUCCUUAAUUAAUCAAUUGAGAUUAUUAUUCCCAUGUUCGCUAAGUCUCUAUCUCUUUCUUCUUGUCAUCGUUUAAUUUCUUGGUUGUUGUACUAGUACCACAAGGUAAGUAGCAUUAUUGAAUGGUGAUGUAUUUCAAUAGCAUGCAUGUGAUAUUUCAUGUUUGUAUUCGUUGACUCCUUGUUAGUUACUGUUUGUAU